AUGGCAGGUCGUGGUGGAAUGACAGAUGGGGACUGGCCCUGUCCUAAUGCUACCUGCUCGAAUGUCAAUUUCGCGCGACGUAGUCGACCCGACCUACUUCAUGGUGGUGACAACAAGCUUAAGCCUAAGGAAGGAGGGAUUGACCUACGAGGUCCACCGGGUCUUUUUCAGUCUGGAGACUGGACAUGCAAUACAUGUGGCAAUAUCAAUUGGGAACGACGCUCCGAAUGCAACAUGUGCAAAAGCUCAAAGCCAGGGAUGCCUGGACUGGACGAAAGACGCGAUGGCGCUGGAGGUGGCUUUAAUGAGCGCCAGCAACGAGUUGCAUCGGCUAAGACGGAAGUUGGUGAAGAUGGCUACGAUGACUUUGGUAUAAGGAAGAAGAAAGUAAAAGCAUCCAAGGCUGAGCGCGAGGCUGCAGCACUCGCUCGUCUACAGCAGUCAUACAGCGCGAUUUACCAACCGCCUCAGAGCGCUACCGACUCCUCGACCAUUUUGUCGUUGUCUGAGUCGGAGAAGGUUUGUGACAAAGCCACCACCACAGCCGCUCUUCCUGCAUCGCAACACAGCGGUGUAAAACGGCGCAGCCGAUCGCCACUACUGACAUCAGAAGUAGGCGACUCAUCAAGAUCACGCGGCCGAAGUCGCGAACGGCGCCGCCGUUGUUCUAGCCGGGAAACGAUGAAUCGACGUGCACGAAGCCCUAUUUUUCGGGACCGAAAUGGCGAUGACCGCCGCCGGAGUCGUAGUCGCGGUUACAGUGACAGUUGGAAGCGAGACCGUAGUCGGCGCGAUAGGCGUUACAGGUAG
Peronospora belbahrii is the source of this 810-nucleotide messenger RNA. The record is from the annotation of a GenBank genome assembly. NCBI's taxonomy places the organism in Eukaryota, Oomycota, Peronosporomycetes, Peronosporales, Peronosporaceae.